Messenger RNA from Stegastes partitus (bicolor damselfish), 5539 nucleotides. Its product is annotated as serine/threonine-protein kinase D3-like. Bases 635 to 3316 code for a protein of 893 amino acids. NCBI's taxonomy places the organism in Eukaryota, Metazoa, Chordata, Actinopteri, Pomacentridae. Gene Ontology annotation, molecular function: ATP binding; protein serine/threonine kinase activity. Gene Ontology annotation, biological process: intracellular signal transduction; phospholipase C-activating G protein-coupled receptor signaling pathway; protein phosphorylation. Gene Ontology annotation, cellular component: cytosol. The transcript is spliced from 19 exons. The record is from RefSeq and is a predicted model, not a curated record.
UCUCUGCGCGCUGGCGGCUGAUCACAUCAGAUCCUCGCGGAGCUGAAGCUGCUCGGUCGGUCCGCCGCUUCUCAGGGAAGUUUACCGACAGAAAAGAGUCCAGAAAAAGUCCAUCGCUUCAACCAGCCCGCUUUUACUCGUCGCUUCCAGCCCCGGAGGACCGAGAGCAGCGGACGGAGCGGGACCGUGUCGGUGAAAGCGAACGGCGGCGGCGCGAGCAGCCGCUGGAGGAGACUUUACGCACGUUUUUUGUGGAAGCGGAGAAACCGCCGCGUUCUCAGAGAUGCUUUGAGUGAGGCGAGGAUGCAGCGCUGCACCAUUUCAUAGUUGUUUGCUCGCUGCCGCUGCUCACAAUCAGCACAUUCAGUUGGGAGGCCCGAGGAUUUAUCGAGGAUUUAACUGUGAUAUAAAACUCUUUAAAGUUGAACCUCUCAGGAGCCUGAGCUUUCACUUCACAGACUCACAUGGUUCACCUCAGAGAUGCUCAGCCGUGAGAGGAAGCUUUCCUUGCAGGGUUUCAGCGGUGAGAAUCUGAGACGAACAAGGGGACAGACGACCCUCGGCUGACGUUUGUUGGAUGUCGUUCACCUACGAGGCCUUUCUCCUGCCAGGACGACGUCACAGAUAGCAGACAAUGUCGGCCGACAACAGCCCGCCGCCUCCGCCGGCCUCGCCCAGGUCUUUCCCCGCCCACCCUCAACAUGUGGCCCCGCCCACACCGUCGCCAUCGCCCAGCCCGCCCGCCACCCUCUGCAGCCGGCUGUCCAACGGCAGCCAGACGGCCCCCAGCCCCACCAACUCUAGGGGAUCGAUCCACGGCGUCUCCUUCCUGCUUCAGAUCGGACUCACCAGGGAGACGGUCACCAUCGACCCCGGAGACCUGUCGCUGUCCGCUGUCAGGGAGCUCGUCUGCUCCAUCGUGGAUCAGAAGUUCCCUGAAUGUGGAUUUUUCGGGAUGUACGACAAGAUCCUGCUCUUUCGUCAUGACCUGAGCUCGGACAACAUCCUGCAGCGUCUGACCUCAGCGGAGGAGAUCCACGAGGGCGACCUGGUCGAGGUGGUGCUCUCUGCUCUGGCCACAGAGGAGGACUUCCAGAUCCGACCACACACGCUGUACGUCCACUCAUACAAGGCCCCGGCCUUCUGUGACGACUGUGGGGAGAUGCUGUGGGGUCUGGUCAGACAGGGCCUCAAGUGUGAAGGAUGUGGACUCAACUACCACAAGCGGUGCGCGUUCAAGAUCCCCAACAACUGCAGCGGCGUGAAGAAGAGGCGGCUGUCCAACGUCUCUCUGCCGGGCUCCGCCAUGUCCGUCGCUCGUCCGCCGUCCACUGAGUUCACCCCGAUGCCACAGGAGGAGCAGCGUCCCCUCCUGGGUGCCGCGAAGCGUAACUCCCUCCUGAGCGGCCGUCCCAUCUGGAUGGAGAAGAUGGUCCUGGGCCGGGUCAAAGUCCCUCACACCUUCUCCGUCCACACCUACACCCGUCCCACCAUCUGCCAGUACUGCAAACGCCUGCUGAAGGGCCUCUUCCGCCAGGGGCUGCAGUGCAAAGAUUGUAAAUUCAACUGCCAUAAGAGAUGCGCCGCCAAAGUACCUCGAGACUGCCUCGGAGAGGUCGACUUUAACGGAGAGCCGGCCAGUCCCAGUCUGGACUCGGAGGCAACGAUGGAGGUUGACAACUGCGACGUCAACAGCGAUGGAGGUCACAGCAUGGACGAGCAGGACGAGCUGUCCACCUCCGAGGAAAAGAUGUUCUUCAUCGAGGGCCCCUGCACCGACGGUGACAAAGACGACGAGACGGUCAGAGCGAUCAGCCCGUCAACCAGCAGUAACAUCCCUCUGAUGCGUGUGGUUCAGUCCAUCAAGCACACCAAGAGGAAAAGCUCCACGGUGGUCAAAGAGGGCUGGAUGGUGCACUACACCAGCCGAGACAACCUGAGGAAGAGACAUUACUGGAGGCUGGACAGCAAGAGUCUGACUCUGUUUCAGAAUGAAAGUGGAGCCAAGUAUUACAAGGAGAUCCCCCUUUCCGAGAUCCUGCAGGUAGAGCCGGCGCAGGACUUCAGCAGCCUGCCUCAGGGCAGUAACCCGCACUGCUUCGAGGUCAUCACAGCCAGCAUGGUGUACUACGUCGGCGAGGACAAUGGCGGGCUGUACCACAACCCCGUGUUGGCGGCAUCCGGCGUGGGGCGGGACGUGGGCCAGAGCUGGGAGAAGGCCAUCCGACAGGCCAUGAUGCCUGUUACGCCCAAAGCCAGCGUCGGCGCAGGGCCAGGCCAAGGGAAGGACCACAAGGAACUUUCUAUCAGCAUAUCAGUGUCUAACUCCCAGAUUCAAGAAAACGUGGAUAUCAGUUCAGUCUAUCAGAUCUUUGCUGACGAGGUUCUCGGCUCGGGACAGUUUGGGAUCGUCUACGGAGGCAAACACAGAAAGUCCGGCAGAGACGUGGCGAUCAAAAUCAUCGACAAAAUGAGGUUUCCCACGAAGCAGGAGAGCCAGCUGAGGAACGAGGUGGCCAUUCUCCAGAACCUCCACCACCCGGGGAUCGUCAACCUGGAGUGCAUGUUCGAGACCCCCGAGCAGGUGUUCGUCGUCAUGGAGAAGCUUCACGGCGACAUGCUGGAGAUGAUUUUAUCCAGUGAGAAGAGUCGACUCCCCGAACGCCUCACCAAGUUCCUGGUUACACAGAUCCUGGUGGCCCUCCGUCAUCUUCACUUCAAGAACAUCGUCCACUGUGACUUGAAGCCGGAGAACGUCCUCCUGGCCUCAGCAGAGCCCUUUCCUCAGGUGAAGCUCUGUGACUUCGGCUUCGCUCGUAUCAUCGGGGAGAAGUCGUUCCGCCGCUCCGUGGUCGGCACUCCGGCCUACUUGGCCCCCGAGGUGCUCCGCAGCAAAGGCUACAACCGAUCUCUGGACAUGUGGUCGGUCGGCGUCAUCGUCUACGUCAGUCUGAGCGGGACGUUUCCCUUCAACGAGGACGAGGACAUCAACGACCAGAUCCAGAACGCUGCCUUCAUGUACCCGCCCAACCCCUGGAAGGAGAUCUCAGAGGAGGCCAAAGACCUGAUCAAUAACCUGCUGCAGGUGAAGAUGAGGAAGCGCUACAGCGUGGACAAGUCUCUGAGCCACCCCUGGCUGCAGGACUACCACACUUGGUUGGACCUCAGGGAGUUUGAGACGCGGCGACGCGAGCGUUACAUCACCCACGAGAGCGACGACGCCCGCUGGGAGGAACACGCCGACGAGAACGGCCUGCACUACCCCAAACAUUUCAUCAUGUCGCCCAACCUGGACGACAUGGACGAGGACCCCUAGAGGCCCGGCAGGGUCAGCAUCUCCAACAAGGGAGUUGUCAAAUCCUGGAAACUGUCGCCAUGGAGACUGCGAGCUUUUCCCCAUGAUGGCGCAGGACAACGCACAUUCCUGGAGGACGUGUUGGUCAGGCAGCUGUGUGAGGACACUGUGACACCACAGCAAUAAUUCAGGGCCAGAGAUGUUUAAUUUUUCACAUAUUUUACUUUUUUCCCCUGUUUUUUCUACAAGCCAUAAACAAACAGACCUUUUUGAGCCGAAAGCUGGAAGUUUUUUGUUUUUUUCCCUCAGAAAUCAUUCAGUCUGUCAGUGGAGCUGUGGAAGGGCUAGUUGAAAACCAGAUCAGAGACUUUAUACACUUUUUCAGCUGAAAUGGCAGAUUUUAGCCGGUGGUUUUUACGUCUGAGAUCUCCUGAAGCCGUGUAGAGGAAAGUCGUCCUUUGUGACUCUAAGUAGAACACACGAGAAACAAACAUGUCCUGACUAUAUAUUGUUUUGCUCCUUAUUGAGAUGUCUUUGCACUAUUGGGAAACUCUUUACAGUAAAUUUCACUGACAAUAACUUUUGGUUUGUUCAUCUGCAAAAGUAUUUUUUUUAAAUGAGGAAUAACUUGAAGAACAAACAGCUACAUUAGCGCCGCCGCUAGGCUGAAACUUCUGAUUGCAAAUCAGAACAACAAAUGUGAAAUCAAAAAGGUUUAUUGUCCGUACUUUACACUGACUGACAUCUCAGUCACGUCUGUACAAAGUAUGAGAGUAUCAUAGAAAAUGUGUAGGGACAAAAUAAACUAUAAUUUAUUUGUUGUGAUAUCACAUUUACAGCUGGCUGUAUGUAACAGUUAUGUGAUAAAACUGUAUUAAUUUAAUGCAACUGGCGCUCAAAAAAGGAAAAAAAAAAAGUAUCACUUGAUUUUUUUUUCCAGUCUUGGUUGAUUUAUCUUUAUUAAAUAAUUAGCAAAACAGCUGUUAUUUUUUUAAAGGGUUAUUUUCUCUAGCGGAUACACAAUCGUUGUCCUAUAAGCCAGUAAGUGACAUCUUUCAGUUCGGGACCAAUAAACAGACAAAUGUAAAACAGACAUGUAGGAAUUAUAUUUCAGUUUUUUGUUUUUUUUUCACGCCUUCUCGGGCCUUUUUUAAAAGGAAACUAAAUCCUUUGCUUUGAAGACUUUUUCUUUACUUUACUCGCCUUUAAACUAAAGGCUGAGGUCACAGAUGGGGAUGUUUUCAGCUAAUAUUACUACGUCAAAGUGUGAAAAUCCUAAUGGGCAUUUCCAGUGUUUUGUACUCAGUGUUCAUUUUUCCUGAAAUAAUCUUUACUUUGCACUAAUCGUAGAGAAAAGUUUAUCAUAUUUACAAGCUGACUUUAACUUAACAAGUCACAGGAAGUGAAGAGUAUCUUCAGCGUGGGCCUUCUUUCCAUUGGCUAUGAGUUAUGCUAACUUUGCUUUAGCUUCCUUCAUUUAAGAAAUUUAGCAAACAAACAAUGUAAAGAAAACGUACAUCAGGGAAAGUUGUGCAAGUUUCUGGAAGUUUUCUUUGUACUUUUUUUUUCCUCAAAAACUUUUUAAACAUGUCUACGAGUCCACCAAAGUAAACACAGUCUGGCUUUUUAGAUUAGCUUCUCCAGCUAACUGCACAUUAGCAUGUUAAAAUCUCCAAUGUGAGCCUCUGUAAUGUUUACCAGAUAACAUGACAUAACAUUUUGCAUUUAAACUUGUUAGCAAAUUAUUAAUACCCUGUGAAAAAGGUGGAGUUUGCGUACUAACAUUUAGCAGGGUAAACUUUCACUGUGCUAGCAUUUAGCAUUACAGGGUAACACGCUAACUUUUGCAUGUUAGCUUUAAUAUUUUGUUCUUAAGAAUUUUUUUGCUCUAUUUCAAAAGCUCAGGGUAAUUUUAAUGCUCUUAACCCAAAAAGCUCCAUUUAAACGCAGACAGCAGGCUGCUGCAUACAAUCUGUGGUUAUUUGACAACAACUCAAUACUUUUGCAGACAAACCAACCGUUAUUUUCAGCGGGAUUUCCUUUAAAACUCUGGAUGAAAACAAGCUGAGAAUCGAGCUGCUACUGUCUCUUUGUCUUUCUGAACUCUAACACGUCGUCGAUCCUAAACUGACUCCAGCCUGAGAAUUUAUUUCACAUUUUAUAUUUUUGCAAGAAAUGUUUUGUCAUGUAGAUGAUUUUGACGGGAAAAUAUUAAAGCUAAAUGGCAAACUUUGGGAAACUCAA